AUGAAUCAAGAAAUGUUAUCAUAUUCUUUUCUAUUCUCCUCAUUAGGUGACAACAACCGCCGGUUAAUACAACAGCCGUAUUACCAGAGCGCUUCAAUUGACCAACUCAAUUUAAAAGAACCACAUAUUCGCACCAACAGUGACUGCUGUCUGAAAAUCCAGCGAACUGCAAACGCAUUCAUCGAAGUUUCGUCUAUAACCAUUCAAACCAUGCAGCUAUUGGUAGUACUGUUACUAAUCAGUUGUAGCGAAGCAGCACCGAGUAAGAUAUCAGUUGGAAAACGGGCAAUUUCACAGACCUACAUGGGGUGUUACUAUGAUGUACAACAUCUGUCGAUGGAUAUAGCGCCACCUACUUAUGACGAAGCAAUGACAAUAGAGACAUGUGCUGAUACAUGCGCAAGUGAAAUGGACAGCUCAAGUGUGUCAUAUUUCGGGUUACAGUUCGGUGAUGCAUGCUUUUGCGGACUCAAUUUAGAAACGUACAUACCAGUCGAAGAAGAUUUCUGUACUUGGCCAUGUAUGGGUGAUCAAUCCCAGAUUUGCGGUGGAAUGACCGAAAUUAGUAUUUACAAAUUAGUAAAAUCCAGUGGAGGAGUGAGGGGAGACCCCCAUGUUAGAACAUUUGAUGGACGUCGUUACAGCUAUCAAGGCCUGUGCUGGCAUACUCUGUUUAAAGACUGCACCAAUCCGAGCCCUGCAUUUGAGGUCAGAGCGAAGUUUGAGACCCCGAAUGGUAGCCUAAGUGACCGCUUACGAACAAGAACUGUUUCAAUAAACAUCACUGUUGGUGAUGAAUACGCUAUUGUCGAUCGUCUACACGUAGUUACAGGGGACACAGGAUUGGUAUCAAAACCGAGAAGAAUACAGAUAGAGGAAGACGGGAAAAUGGUUGUGUUCAGUUUCAAGUCCCACAAUACAACAUUUACAUUGGAAUGGACAUUGUACAGACACGUGUUUGACGCAUCUUUCGUUGGCUCUGACUACAAUGGUAAAUUGUGUGGUCUUCUGGGUAAUGCCGAUGGCGACAGGAGAAAUGACUUUGUGAAACCUGAUGGUACGCUUGCAAUUGGCGUGGACGAAUUCGGAGAGAGCUGGAAGGUGCACGGAAUAACUUGCGCUUAAGCUUGGAACUGAAGAGGAAUCAUAUUAGUUUUGAAAUCACGGAAAUUAUAUCAAGUUUACGAUUCAUAUUGUAGUGGCCAGCAUAUAAUUGUACCCGAGAACAGUUAAAUGUCGAUUAUUUGGAAUCGAUUUAAACAGCUUACAAGUUAAUGAAAUGAAAAUAUGAAUAAAAACUAUGAAUAUGUUAA
Messenger RNA from Saccoglossus kowalevskii, 1313 nucleotides. Its product is annotated as IgGFc-binding protein-like. The record is from RefSeq and is a predicted model, not a curated record. NCBI's taxonomy places the organism in Eukaryota, Metazoa, Hemichordata, Enteropneusta, Harrimaniidae.